GAACUCAACAACAGUUAGGGCAAAAAUAUAUUUUAUUUAAUAUUUAAUUUAUUUAUAUAAAUAUGUCGUUUAAAUUGGUGGAGGACAAAGUAGCAAGCAAGUAGUAUAAAAAGUCAUAAGUUUGACUUGGGAGACUAACUCAGAAGAAAAGCAAAUUGGCGUCGGGCAUGAGGCAUUUGGCGUCUCAACGAGGAAGAAGCUACCAAAAACCACCAUCUUUGAUCUUCUCCAAUUCACUCUUCGAAUCUUCGUUACCCCUUCGAUUUCUCAUCCAUUCUCUUCGUCUAUGUAAUCACCCUCGCCACUUUCUAGAUCUAUCUGUUUAUUUAUUUAUAUAUUUGUGUAUAUUAAGUAGAAUUAGGGGACGCCUAUGAUCCGUGAGGAGAUGAAUCGCCGGUUUUUUCUGCUUUUGUUGUGUGAGUUAUUUUUGUUCGGGGCGUUGUACGACUCCGCGCUCGGUUCUCCGAACUCCCCAUGGGGAGUGAAUCGGUACGGCGCUGCUUUCCAAGCUGCGGGACGCCGGGUUUUGAUGUCCGAUGCUACCAAAGUGCCUGAUACUGCAUUAGUGGCUGCUUUGGAUGGUACUAUUUAUCUAUUGGAUGUUGGUGCCCUGAAACCACUUUGGUCAUUUUCGUCAGGCCCCAAAAUUUACUCAUCAUAUCAGAGUCCCCUUAGUGAUAAGGACAAUGCAUCUGGAAUAGAAAGUAAUUACUUUAUUGAUUGUGGAGAUGAUUGGGAACUAUACGCUCAUAACAGCCUUGGCAAACUGAAACUUAUGAAGAGUCUUGAAGAGUAUAUAAGUUCUACACCUCAAAUAGCAGAGGAUGGAGGAAUUGUACUCGGUACCAAAAAGAGCUCUGCUUUUUUAGUUGAUGCAAAGACUGGAAAAGUUAUCCAUGUAUACAGAAUGUCUGAUUCUCCAUCAACCACUGAGAGCAGUUUAAAUGAAUUUCCAUAUAAUGCCUCUGUCAAUAAACAGUAUGACUCUGAGUCCAAUAUAAAGACCGAUGAGCUACCACUUUACAUUACAAGGACAGAUUACACAUUGACGUCGUUUCUUCCAAAUUCAGACAAAGUCCUAUGGAACGUGACAGUUGCUGAAAUUGGUGCUGCAUUCCUAUGUCAAGAUGUUGAGAAGUCACUUACGGAUACUCUUCCUGACGAGUCUUCGGAGCCUGAUCUUCCUUAUAAGAUGCCACUGCCGUGCCAGUCAAGGGCACUCGUCUUUCGCUUCCGUAAUCAGAAUAUGUUUGAAGCCUUGUCCUUGGCCCAUGGGCCGUCAAAGCAUCAUGAUAUGAUGCUUCCAUCAUCCACAGCUGAUGUUCUUCCGUCACAGCCAAAUGUUGAAAAAGUUCUAGAGCUUCUUCCUGUGCAGAACAAUGGGGGUAAAUUUUUUGAGGCACAUGACAGCAAGGACCUUGAGGGUAUUCAACCUUCACAUGCACUCAAUAAGAAUUGUGGCAUAAGUAAUACUCAUGACGCGGAAGUCCUUUCAGAUUAUGGAUCUGUAACACCUCAACGGAAAUUAAGCACAUCCCGAGUUGUUCUUGUUUUUAUCUCUCUUCUAGUCUAUUUUGUCUACCAUUACAGUGUGGUCUCUAGAACAAAAGCAUUAGCUGUGCAGGCCACUGGUACGAGUUAUAUGAAUGUACAUUCAAAGAGGAAAAAAUCUCGAAAAGCAGUAAAAAGCGGAAGUAAUGAUGGAAAACAAGACAAAGAAAACAAUGAGGUUCAACACACCCAUAUGGGGAGUGAUAAUAACUUUUGGAUGAACCUCAACCGACCAAUUUCUUGCAAUGGAGAUGGAAUUGAACGCAUGAUUGGUAAAUUAGUUAUUUCAAACAAAGAGAUUGCAAAAGGUAGUAAUGGUACCAUUGUUCUUGAGGGGAUUUAUGAAGGCAGGCCAGUAGCCGUGAAGCGCCUUGUGAGAGCUUACAAUGAUAUUGCCGUUAAAGAAAUCCAAAAUCUUAUUGUGUCUGAUCGUCAUCCAAAUAUUGUUAGAUGGUACGGGGUAGAGCAAGACCGAGAUUUCGUGUAUCUAGCUUUAGAGCGCUGUUCUUGCAGCUUAAACGAUCUUAUUCUUAUGCACUUAAAGUCCCCUACACAUCCAACUUUUGAAAAGAACUUGGAUGGUGAGGUUGCAGCAGAGUGUUCAAUCCGCCUGGAUUCUGUGGACGACCUUAUGCAUGGAUUUGACUUGUGGAACUCAGAUGGCUAUCCUUCGCCUUUAUUAUUAAAACUGAUGAGGGAUAUGAUAUCAGGAGUUUCCCAUCUACAUGAGUUGGGAAUUGUUCAUCGGGACCUGAAGCCUCAAAACGUGUUGAUAAUAAAUGAAAGAUCUCUAUGUGCAAAGCUUUCAGACAUGGGCAUUAGCAAGCACCUUGUUGGAGAUAUGUCAGCCUUGAGUAAUCAUGGUACAGGCUGUGGUAGUUCCGGAUGGCAGGCACCUGAGCUGCUUCUUCAUGGGCGGCAAACACGAGCAGUUGAUUUGUUUAGCCUUGGUUGUGUUUUCUUUUUCUGCAUUACCGGUGGCAGACAUCCCUUCGGGAGCCGCUUGGAACGUGAUAUCAACAUUGCAAAAGAUAAAGUUGAUCUUUCCCGGCUGGAUCAUUUUCCGGAAGCAGUUGAUCUACUCUUGCAAUUGCUAAAUCCUAAUGCUGAAAUGAGGUUAAAGGCGAGCGAGGUGCUUAACCAUCCUUUUUUUUGGAGCGCUGAGAUGCGGCUUUCUUUUCUCCGUGACACGAGUGAUAGGGUGGAACUGGAAGAUAGGGAGGCUCAGUCGGAUCUCUUGAAAUCAUUAGAGAGUAUAGCACAUUUGGCUUUGGGUGCAAAGUGGAAUGAAAAGAUGGAUCCUUCAUUUCUUAAUAAUAUCGGCCAUUAUAGGCGAUACAGGUUUCAUAGUGUUCGCGAUUUGCUACGAGUCAUGCGCAACAAGUUGAGUCAUUACCGGGAGAUUCCUGCAGAAAUUCAGGAACUAAUCGGACCGGUACCUGAAGGAUUCGAUAGGUAUUUCAGGAGUCGGUUCCCAAAACUAUUGAUUGAAGUGUAUAAAGUGAUGAGCACAUACUGCAGUAAGGAAGAUUGCUUUGCCAAGUACUUCAAUGGAACUGGAUUCUAGUUGUGCUGCAUUAAGCUUCAUGUUUGUAUUUUGUACAUAGAAUACGGGUAUUGUAUUUGUACAUAAGUUAAUUAAAGCUUGUUUUGAGGUAUUUUAAUUA
This is a messenger RNA of Salvia miltiorrhiza (redroot sage), 3218 nucleotides long. RefSeq names its product serine/threonine-protein kinase/endoribonuclease IRE1a-like. Gene Ontology annotation, biological process: IRE1-mediated unfolded protein response; mRNA processing; intrinsic apoptotic signaling pathway in response to endoplasmic reticulum stress. The record is from RefSeq and is a predicted model, not a curated record. Gene Ontology annotation, cellular component: IRE1-TRAF2-ASK1 complex. Bases 371 to 3118 code for a protein of 915 amino acids. Lineage: Eukaryota; Viridiplantae; Streptophyta; Magnoliopsida; Lamiales; Lamiaceae. Gene Ontology annotation, molecular function: protein serine/threonine kinase activity; ATP binding; RNA endonuclease activity. The transcript is spliced from 7 exons.